GUCAAAUUGUUUUUUUUAAUUAGCGUCUUUAUUAUAUAUAUUUUUUGGAGGAGGAGGGGGGGGUUACGUGUGAUUAUUAUUAGCAUUAUUUUUUUUAAGGAAGAUUCGUCCGCAAGCCGCGGGCUCUAUGUUUACAUCUCGAACCACGCAAAUCUGAUGUAUCGCGAAAGGCGCUCGCACGCACCGCCUCCCCUAGCUAGAGCCGUGGUCGCCGGGAAUCGUCUCCUCGUCCACCACCAGCACCACCACCACCAGCACCACCACCAGCAGCAGCACCACCACAAGCAGCUUCACCAACACCUCUCAGCGUCAUGCCGAGCUCGCUUUUCGCAGACAUGAAACAGCGAGGAGGCGGCAGCAGCAGCAGCGGCGGCAGCAGCGGCGGCAGCAGCAGCGAUGAGCUGGGCGUGGGAGGAGGAGGUGGAGGUGGUGGUGGUGGAGUCGGUCUCGGUCAUCGCCACCUCCACCCCGAAUCGUUCGACGAGCGCCGGGCGUUGCAGAUCGCCCUGGACCAGCUGAGCCUGCUGGGACUCGACGGGGUCCCGGGACCAGGACCUGGGCCGGCUCCAACAGCAGCGGCAGCAGCGGCAGCUGUAGGAGCUGGUGACAGCAGCAGCAGCAGCAACGGCGGCGGUGGUGGUGGUGGUGAAGAUGUAGAGGUGGAGAUGGAAGAUGAUGAGGAUGAUGAGGGUCAUCAUCAGCAGCAGUCGUCUGUGAGCCACGCCGCGCUGCUGCUGUUUGGAGGGGGUGGAGGAGGAGGUCUGGGAGGCGUCGGAGUCCUGGACUCGGGCUCCUGCAAGCGAGGCCACAACACCACAGAGUGCGUGGCGGUGCCCAGCUCGGAGCACGUCGCAGAGAUCGUGGGCAGGCAGGGUUGCAAGAUUAAGGCGCUUCGGGCGAAGACCAACACGUACAUCAAGACUCCCGUGCGAGGCGAGGAGCCGGUGUUCGUCAUCACGGGGCGUCAGGAGGACGUGGCCAUGGCCAAACGAGAAAUUCUCUCGGCCGCCGAACAUUUCUCGGUCAUCCGUGCCUCGCGCAACAAGCCCGGGGCCCUGGGAUUGCCCAGCGGGGGGCCCGUGCCGGGCCCCCCGCCCCCGGUGCCAGGCCAGACCACCAUCCAGGUGCGCGUGCCUUACCGCGUCGUGGGCCUGGUGGUGGGGCCCAAGGGCGCCACGAUCAAGCGCAUCCAGCAGGGUACGCACACGUACAUCGUGACGCCGAGCCGAGACAAGGAGCCCGUGUUCGAGGUGACGGGCAUGCCCGAGAACGUGGACCGCGCGCGCGAGGAGAUCGAGGCGCACAUCGCCCUACGCACGGGCGGCCUCAUCGAGUUCAACGACGAAAACGACUUCCACGUGAACGGCACCGACGUCGGCUUCGACAACGGCGGCAAUGGCGGCGGCUACCAACCCGGCAGCCUGUGGAUCCGCCCGCCGCGCAAGCCGUUCUCCACCAACCGCAACGACAGCUCCAGCUCGCUGGGUAGCGGCGGCGGCUCCACCAGCGACUCGCACCUUGGCGGAGGGAGCGGCGGCAGCGGCGGCAGCGGCGGCGGCGGCGGAAGCAGCAGCAGCAACGGUGGCCGCUACAGUGCCGACUUCAGCCCAACGAGCCCGUUCGGCAGCAGCGGGGCCUUUGGAUUCGGAGACUCGCUCACAUCGCUCAGUUCCGAAGAGCUGCUCAUCGAGUCGUCGUCUGGCACGUUGGAGGCAGGCCCCACGGCCCUCCUCUGGGCCCACUUUGAGCGCACCAACCCGCUCGCGGUGCUGGGCAGCCUUCCCGGCCAUUUGCACGGGCAAGGUGGUGGCGCUGCAGGGCUCGGGGGCCGGCACUCGGUCGCGGCCAUCAUCACCAAUGGGAGCCGCCUGUCUCCCACCUUCGGCACGGAUAACGGUCCACUGCUGGACCACCCGCUGGCGCGGCGCGCGCGCAGCGACCCGCUCACGCAGGGCCUGCCCAAGUACGGGCUGAGCCCGCCCGAGUUGGCCGACAGCUGCGGCAGCGGCAACGAGAGCGACGGCAGCCUGGGCUCCGGCUUUGGCGGCACUGCCUCGGGCUCCCCGGGCGAGAUGGCCGACGUGGGCGAGGGCCGGGCGGCCCGCGACUGCGCGGUGUGCCGGGAGAGCGCGGUGACGGCCGCCCUCGUGCCCUGCGGCCACAAUCUGUUCUGCAUGGAGUGUGCGAGUGGUAUCUGUGAGAAGGGAGAAGAGCCCAGGUGCCCUGUGUGCCUCACCACCGUUACUCAGGCCAUCCGCAUAUUCUCGUAAUCAUAAGCCACUGAUGUAUAGCAGCGCACAGCCACUGUGUCCCUUCAAGUACUCCUAUGUACAUCAAAGAUAAUGCUAUGAAAAUACAGGUCAGGUAUAACCAUACUGUAUACUCUUUAUAUUAUAUAUUCACACAGAUAAAUAUAUUUUUGUUUUUGACUUGAAGAAUGGCAGUAUAUUUCUUAUAAUAAAUGUUUACUAUUUAGUACAUUAAUUUAAUUUAUGAGUUUUAAAUUGGAUUUACUUUUUUUUAUUUAGGGUGGCCUUUUGGCUUCUAUGGCAUGACACUGUUAACUCAUUUUAUUAACAAGCUCUACUGAAUAUCGACACAAUUGCUGUUUAUGCAUCGCGGUUGACAGUAUUGUAUUAAAUAUUACAUAAGAACAUAAUAUACUCAUCUAUAGCAUUUCACUUAGCAUGUUUAUAAUGGUACACUGUAUGUGAUAAAUUCCUCUAUAUUAAUAGAACAAAGAAUAACCAAUGUGUAAGUAUGCUUUUCUAUGCUAUUUCUAUAACAAAGUAGUGAAUGAAAAUCCAUUGCACCAAUAUACUUUUCUUAUUUGCUAUUUUAGUAUGUUUACCACAAGUUUAUGUAUAUGUAGGUAAAGUUAAUGAGUCUAUACUUUAUUAAACAGAAGUGAAAAUAUAUUUUUAUUUUCUGAUACAGGCCUUUAACGGUAUGUGGCCAAAUACUAAUAUUAUAUUUGCAGAUAUGAGAAUUAAUGAGAAUUGUAUUGUUUUAUUUUUCUGCCGUAUUGAUGUUCCGCCUAAUAUCUGGUGGAAGUUCGUUGUUUAUUUCUAGAAUUUUAUUGCACUCAAAAAAAGUUGAAACAAAGUUUAAGCACAUGGCGUAAUGGUCCUUGUAUGAAUAGCCGUAUUGAACUGUGGAAGAUGUUUAUGCCGACAUGGAAAGUUAGUUUGGUGGAUAAUAAAUAAACUUGACCAUUAACAUAUAUGUUUAUUGCUAUUUCUGCUGUUUCAGACCAUCAGUAGAACAUGCCUAAUUUUAUUUUGAUCUCAAUGGCAAGGUAAUUGGAAUUGACAAAGGAAUACAUUGCUGUAUGCCAAUUUUUUGUGACAAUCUUGGAAUGACUUAAGCUAAAUGGAUAUUGAGACAUUUUCAUUUGUACGUGUGUUAAGAAGCUAAUGGUCUACAUCUGGUGAUUAAAGAAGCUAAAUAAGACUAAUAUUUAAAAAAGACGUGUGUAUUAGACCGUUAGUCAAGUUUAGGCAGUGACAUUCUGCUAGGAAUGGUAAAUUUUUUCUAAAUGUAUUUUAUAUGUGUGUGUAUGUAUGUAUUUUAAUGUAUUUUUUAAAUAAAAUAUCAUUUAAGUUA
Molecule: messenger RNA, 3606 nt
Organism: Petromyzon marinus (sea lamprey)
Lineage: Eukaryota; Metazoa; Chordata; Hyperoartia; Petromyzontiformes; Petromyzontidae
Product: RNA-binding protein MEX3B-like
Molecular function (GO): RNA binding
Source: RefSeq, a predicted model, not a curated record